Molecule: messenger RNA, 2361 nt
Organism: Mixia osmundae IAM 14324
Lineage: Eukaryota; Fungi; Basidiomycota; Mixiomycetes; Mixiales; Mixiaceae
Exons: 3
Coding region: 1-2361 (786 amino acids)
Biological process (GO): transmembrane transport
Molecular function (GO): transmembrane transporter activity
Source: RefSeq, a predicted model, not a curated record
AUGGGUUACGGCAGCUUCGAUCGGUCUCACGAGACCGGCACUCUGACUGCUCGCUUACAGGGCGAGCUCGUCAAGGAUAGGUCACCCGCACGCUCGUCUUACGGUGCUUCUUCUGAGCCGUCCACGUCCCGACGAACGCUGGAUGACUUAGACACGACGGAUGAGCCUGAUUCCUCAAGCGUCUCUCCGCUAGCAUUUCGAUCUCGCAAGUCGCCUUUUGGCUCAAACCGAUCAAAGCGAAAGGAUAGGCCUGCCACGAGACCGCACAGGAGCUGGUCAAGAUCCACAGAGCGGCUCUUGUUUCCCUCAGCUCGCACCACACCGCGUAAAGACUUGGUGUCUCUGUUCGGACAGUCACGGCCCAAUCGGACAGAUGACGACGAUUUGCCCGAGCAUUUUGGAGACGAUCCGUUCGAUCCCGAUACGAUAGAAGAGCACGAGGCCGUCAUGUCGCCCAUGAAUGGUCGCUUUGGGCUCCCUGCAGCGCUCGACGCCGAUUAUGAGCGACCCUACGGGGUGGCCAAAAUGGAGCUCAUAGCGAGGCGGUGGUCGAAACGAGGAUUGUACAGUGUUUACGUUGGCAUCUAUCUGCUGUCUUUCGUGACAAGUCUAGAAUGGAACACAACACCCACGGUCGAGCCUUACUUUCUCAGUCUGUUUCAGGCGCACUCGUACUUGUCUACAGUGUCUAUAGGCACCAGUAUAGCGUACGCAGUGGGAAAGCCACCUUUGGCGAAAGUGCUUGACGUCUUUGGUCGCGCCGAAGCCGUUGCACUGUCAGCGGGGCUAUAUGGCGCUGGCUAUCUACUCACUGCCACCGCAAUUAACGUCGAGAUGUUCGGCUUUGGUCGUGUGCUCGCUGCGCUGGGGAGUCAAGGCUUGCAAUUAGCACAGCAGAUCAUCAUCGCAGACACUUCGACCCUGACUAACCGAGCUCUGCUCACCUCGACAAUCUCCUUGCCGUGGCUCAUCACCACAUGGAUCGGUCCCGCGCUUGGGGCAGCCUUCAAAGAGCUCGGCGUAGUCGGCUAUCGACUCUGCUAUGGUCUGUUCGGCAUACUGCUCCCGCUGAUCUGUAUACCCCUCCUUUCGACUCUGUUCACGAGCUUCCGGAAGGCCAAAAAGCGAGCACAGAAGCGGUAUGACCAGCAUCGACCUCCGCGCUCGGGCGACGAUGUCCGCUUUGUGGAAGCUACUUCGCCUACAUCGCAUUCGGCCGCCAGCGCUGCGUCUGUACGCACCGGCAAGGAAAGCUACAUGGACACAUUUGUCUUUCGAGACUGGCGCGAUCUCUCACUCGAAGUCUGGCAGCAGCUGGACGUUAUGGGCAUCUUCCUCAUCACGUUGAGCUGCACUUCUUUGCUCGUACCGCUCUCCCUAGCUGCUGCACGCAAUGGUGGCUGGUUUGACAUACAGUUGACAAUCAGCUUGCUCGUCGGUGUCUUAUCGGCCAUUGGCUUGGUCUGGUACGAAUCGAAUCGAGCUGUCAACCCGAUUUUACCCCGCCGAAUACUCAGUCAUCGCACGAUCAUGGCCGGCAGCCUGCUUGGCUUCUUCCAUUUCUUCUGCCAAUUCGCUUAUGAGAGCUACUUUACCAGCUUCCUACAGGUCUCGCGCGGCCAUUCGGCUCGGGACAGUCAGUACAUUGCUCAAUCGUACAUGUUCUCGGCAUGCGUAUCUGCUCUUGUCUGCGGCUUGCUCACAAAGUGGACGAGCCGGUGGAAGAUCUUUGGCGUCAUUGGGAUUGCUAUUCAUGCCGUCGGUGCUUUCAUGAUGUUGCGCUACCGUCGGCUAGACAAUCCCACGAGCGAAUUGAUCAUCAGCCAGAUCGUUGCCGGAUGCGGUGGCGGCUUCACGACCUUGGCGGCUCAGCUGGGCGUUCAGAGUGUCGUCGAACAUCGCGAUGUAGCCACCGCGACCGCCGUCUUUUUGACGAUUACUCAGAUCGGCGGGGCAGCCGGAGGAAGCCUUGCUGGUGGCGUCUGGACGACGAUGCUUCCGAGUCGUCUAGCGCAUUACCUGCCGCCGGAUUCGGACGAUCUGAUCAAGCAAGUCGUCGGGUCCAUCUCCGUUGCGCUUUCGUUCCCGAUGGGCACACCCGAGCGAAUAGCGAUCAGUGAUGCGUAUGUUGACGUGCAAAGAGUGCUCAAUACGGUAGCAUUACUCUCGCUCUUGCCUUGUCUGCUGGCGGUAUCGAUGAUGCGCGACACCCAUCUGACGACGGACGAUCACACCUUGCCAGAGGGCGUGGUGGUUCUCGGUAGAGCAAUACCAGAAGCCGACGAAGAGUCUCAUAGCGAACACAGCGAGACAGAUUCGCUUUUGUACGAUUCGCCAUCAAGACGAGACAGCAUUGCCUGA